AUGGAAAUAUUAUAGACAAUAUUUAUUCAAUUUAAUUGUUUGAAUAAAAUAUAAUAAAAAAUUCCUGGGAAGACCUUAAAAACAUAAUAAUUUAUAUUUGAUAUGCCUCCUAUACGACGGAGCAAUCUAGGUAGAAUAACCCGAAAUGCUACCAACCAAGCUAAUUACCGAUCUAACCAAAGUCCUCAAGAACGUGACGACCGAAAUGAACGUGAAAGAAUUCGGAUAUCACAAACGCGUGAAGUGCGAACGCGAAAUUCAACUAAUAAUCGCGCAAGUUUGAAUCGAGCUGCUUUCAGUUACGAUGUGUCAAUUGACUACAGUAACUACCAGUGUGUUGUUAUUGGUUCUAUGAACUCGGUUUGCUCACACUGUAAGGCAUUAAAAUACAAAAACGAAGCCAAUGGAUUGUGUUGCGCAAAUGGUAAAGUGAAAUUGAUACCAUUGGAUCCACCACCAGAACCAUUGUACUCAUUGGUUUCAGGAAUAGGAACAGAUUCUAUACACUUUUUGACAAAUAUCCAACAAUAUAACAAUUGCUUUCAAAUGACUUCAUUUGGGGCAACAAAUGUAGUUCGGGAAAAUUUUAUGCCAACUUUCAAGAUACAAGGGCAAAUAUAUCACAGAGCAGGUUCACUGUUACCAGUGUCAGAUAGCGACAACAAAUUCCUGCAAAUUUAUUUUAUGGGCAAUUCACCACAAGAAAUUGAUCUGCGUUGUGCACAUAACAAUUUAGUAAAGAGGUCUAUUGUAGAACAAUUACAAACUUUAUUUCAUCAACACAAUCAAUUGAUUAUAUUGUUUAAAACUGCCCUGGACCUGAUGCCAUCCGAUAAUCACAAAAUUCUAAUCAGAGCUGAUAAAACACCUGCAGGUCAACAUACAAGACGUUUUAAUGCACCAACUAUUGAUGAAGUUGCUAUCGUUGUAGUUGGAGAAAACUUGGAAUCCCGUGAUAUUGUUUUACGUCGUCGGAAUGAUCAAUUACAACGUAUAAAGGAAACACACCGCUCAUAUGAUGCACUGCAAUAUCCCAUUAUAUUUUGGCAAGGCGAAGAUGGCUACGAUUUCUCAAUAAAAAUGAUAAAUCCCAUUGCAGGUUCUGAAACCAACAAAAAAGUCAGUUCAAUGAACUAUUAUUCAUACCGCCUAAUGAUUCGGGAAAAUGAAGAUAAUCACAUAUUGAAAUGUCGGCGAUUAUAUCACAAAUAUGUUGUUGACAUGUAUGUUAAAAUUGAAACUGAGAGAUUAACAUUCAUCAGGUUGAAUCAAACCAAACUCCGAUCUGAAGAGUAUAUUCACCUUCGAGAUGCGAUUAAUACUGAUGGAAAUGCACAGAAUGUCGGUCGGAUGACUAUUCUUCCAGCAACAUACAUCGGAAGCCCUCGGCAUAUGCACGAAUAUGCUCAAGAUGCCAUGUCGUAUGUUCGUCAUUAUGGUACAGCAGAUUUGUUCAUCACAUUUACAUGCAAUCCGCAAUGGAUAGAAAUCAAUCAGGAGUUAUUCUCUGGGCAAUCAUCCCUUGUAAUUGCCUUACUUUUAGUUAAACAACUAUUCCACUCCCGCUUGGUGUUGAAAUAGCUCAUAGCUACUUUUUUUUCUCCAAACACGGCCGGAGAUGUUUCAAAGAAUCUCUGUCGGAUUGUACUGUACGCCAGUUCGGUCCACGAUACCUGUUAACACAUUAAGAGUACUCGGUUAUCAACUAACAACAAAUUAAUUCGAAUUGUCAACCAGUUCAGGGAAGGAGUACCCCGAACUAUAGUGCCCUUUGGCUACUGAGCGAAAUAUGUA
Messenger RNA from Aphis gossypii (cotton aphid), 1794 nucleotides. RefSeq lists its product as uncharacterized. The record is from RefSeq and is a predicted model, not a curated record. The coding region runs from base 103 to 1581 and encodes 492 amino acids. NCBI's taxonomy places the organism in Eukaryota, Metazoa, Arthropoda, Insecta, Hemiptera, Aphididae. The transcript is spliced from 3 exons.